This is a messenger RNA of Guillardia theta CCMP2712, 3132 nucleotides long. RefSeq lists its product as hypothetical. Lineage: Eukaryota; Cryptophyceae; Pyrenomonadales; Geminigeraceae. The record is from RefSeq and is a predicted model, not a curated record. The transcript is spliced from 14 exons. The coding region runs from base 1 to 3132 and encodes 1043 amino acids.
AUGCAAACACGAGCGAUGGAUCAUGCUGAUCCCAGCGCGACAACUGCCGCCAUCGGUGACAGACUCUGUGCCAACAGCCCCAGCAGCAGCUCGCCAGGAGUCUUCAACGGCAGCCAGCAUGAUGAAAGUUGGCAGGCAUUGAAGAGAUCGCUACGGGUGUGCGAGCAGGAGAAGGCUAUUCUAGCAGGGCAGGUGGAUGGUCUGACAAGCGCACUGGAGGAAGCGAACAAGCUCUACUUGGCCACUCUCAAUGACUCGAGACGCCUCAAGCACGAGCUGGAAGAAGCCUCCUAUGCCAGCAGGAAAGUAGAUGCUCUGACUCUGGAGCUGAACAAGUCCAAGAAAUUGCUGAUAUCAAACAUGGACACGAUCGAGUCGUGGAGGGAGCAGAGUGCACAGAAAGAUGAAGAGAUCGACCUUUUGCGUGCUCAGAUCGAUGCUCUCAAGAAGAGGAUGAAGAGAGAGUCUUUGGAAGAGAUUUCUGCUUCUCAUGUGCAGUAUGAUGACGUCAUAUCACUUGUUGAAGCGAGAGUGGACAGUCUCCUUCAGACCACCUUCCUGGCGAAACAGCGAUGUGACAUGAUGCAGGACAAGGUUGACCGCUAUGAAGCAGGCUGCGCCGGAUGGAACGAGGAGAGGAUGCGGCUGCGGGAAGACGUGUGCGAGCUCGAGGCCACGAAUGCUUCGCUGUAUCAAGAGAUCGCGGCCAAGGGACUUGAGAAGAAGAAACUUGGCGAGCAGAUCAAGAUGAUGGAAUUGCAGUUAGAGACGUUGAAGGUACAGGAGGAGGAGAGUGGAAGGCAGAGGGUGGAACGGGAAAGCGAGCAAGCAGACCUUGUGCUGCAGCUGGAGGAUGCAGCAGCUAAGAUCGAGUUCCUUGAGAGUGUGAUGGCAGAGAAGGAGGAGUGCUUAGAAGCUGCGCUCAAGACUUGCAGCGCUUCACAGGAGGCUCUCAAGGAGAACGCGAGGGCUUCACGGAUGGAAUGUCAGGAGCUCCGCGAUCAGCUGCAGACGAUGACGGGCGAGCUGGAAGCUGCGUGGGAGCGGAUGAAAAUGUCGAUGAAGCAAGAGCAAGAGAGCAGGGAGGAGAUGCGGAGGGUUGUGAAGGAGGGAGACGAACUCCGUGAGGCUCUUGCCAGGAUGAGCGAUGCUGAGAAGAGGAUAAGAGAGUGUGCGCAGAGGAUCCUUGACGAGACGAUCUCGUCGCAGGGAGACUUGUCAGAGGUUGCGGAGCUCUUGCAGCUUCUCCAUCGGGAACACGAGCAGCUCUUGGAGGGCGUGCGAUCGGACGUGACCUGCGUCGUUGAGGAGAUGUGGACGAUUGGUGAGCAGAUGAAGAGGUUGCAACGUGACACGGAGGACAUGCAGGGCGAUAUCGAUGUGUACAAUGAGCAAGUAGAAGAGCUGAACAGAAAUGUUAUGCAAGAUGCCAAGAGAAAAGUGGAGCAGGAGCGCACCGGUGAUGAGCACCUGCAAAGGACCGGUAGUGUCAGGCAGCAAGUGCCUGCGAGUCAAGGCAGAGGAGCGACAAGAACUUUGAGUCAUCGGGCCAUCGCGUGCGAGGCCGCGGGGGACACGAGCUUGGACCUCAAGUUCGAGUCACAGGAUGCGGAUCAGAGCUGCUGGGACCCCUCCUGGGACCCUUCCUGGACCCUCCCCUCCACUCCUCCUGGCCUCUUGAAGCUGGGAAAGAGCACCGGAGAGUCGCUGCUCCUCUCCUCGCGUCCUAUGGACUUCAACCAACGAAGUGCCGCCCACAUCACCCAGGCUAUGACAGGAGAAGAGCUGAGCACAGGAGCAGCAGGGGCAGGAGCAGGGAAGGAGGUAGGAGGAUCGACAGGGGGGGGAGGGGCAGCAAGGGAAGAGCUGAUGAUGGUGAUGGUGGAGGAACAGCUCCACUACUCAGAGUGCCAGUUGUCGUUCUGCGAAUUAGCCAUGAGCAACCUGCAGCUGGAGCUGGAGGAUUUCGUGAUGCAUGAGAGGCUGAGAAGACAAAUCGCAGAAGAAGCUCUGCAGCAGCUGGAGGCAGAAGUUGAUAACUACGUGCAGAGGGCAGAGGACCUGCAACAAGACCUUGAGCGUGCAAGUGCGAGCUAUCGAGAGAUGAGAAGCGAGCACGAGAAGGAGAGGGAACAAUGGUUUUCUCAUGCUGAGGACGUGAAUCAUGGGCUGAAGAUGCUUGAGCUUGUCCUGGACAAGAUCGACCUGUCGUUGCUGACAGGUCAAACAAGAUUGACAUGCCAGAAUGUCCACCAGCAGGAAAACUCGACAGAGCAAAUGAAACAAUUCAAGCGGCCCCCCAUCCGACUUAACGCUGCCCCUUCACACGUCGUCUCCUCCUACUCGCUUGUUGUUGCUGAGCUCCAGCAGGCGUUGAAGAUCAGAAAGAGUUCGACCUCGACAGACUUGGAGGAACUAAGAGACCCUGCCGUUGUUCCUCCUCCACCACCACCACCUUCUGCUCCUGCCCAGCAGGACUCCAAGUGGGCAUCUCCCAGCUCGACGAUCGCAAGAAGGAGAUCAACGAAGCUCAACGACCGCAAGGGAGAUGUCAAGGGAGACGGAGAGAACUUUCAAGUCUUGAUGGUGAGACUGAGGGAGAUGAGCAUGCUCAAAGAGAAGCUGUCUCUGUUCGCUCGAUCCCUCGUACAGGACUUGACGGAGGUCUCGAGCAUCGCUUGCCUCCUCUCUGACGCUCUCCUGCGAGAGCUACGUUCUCGUCCUUCACUGCAGUCUUGUCUGCAAGAGAGAAACAAGUGGAAGCAAGUCGCCAAGGAACACGAGCUGGUCUGCACAGCACAGCUUGCAAGCAGGUGCGCGGUCCUCGAAGACAUCUCCCACACCAUCGCUUUCACCAUGGACCAGCUGACCCGUCAGCUGGACAUACCCAGCAGCCGCCUCAGCUACGACGAGCAGCCUUACAAGUCGCCGGAAGGUCGCGUGCGAGCGCUGCAAGCUCUCUUGCAGAGAACAGCAGAAAGUGCGAGCAAGACGGCCUUGACAGCGCUUGUGCGUGAGCUUGAACAGCAGAAGAAGAUUAGAGAGCUCUUGUCGGACAGAGAGAUGCUACUGGAGGAUUUGGGUCACUUGCGUACAAAAUGCGCGAAUCUGGAGGUGAUGUUUGCCAUGUAA